CAACAACAAUCAGUUCACACCCUGACGACACUCGCACACACACACACAUAGCAAAUUACCGAUCAUGGCACCAGCGACAAAAUCCGCAGAAUUCACGACGGCCGUCGAGGACAGCCGCAAGCUCAAGGAGAAGCCAACCAACGACCAACUACUCGAGUUGUACGCACUGUACAAGGUCGGAACCAACGAGACCGAGUUCGAGAAGGCUGAGAAGCCGGGCAUGUUUGACUUGAAGGGCAAGGCCAAGUACAACGCCUGGAAGAAGGAGGUUGAUGCUGGCACCACGCCAGAGGCUGCGCAGAAAAAGUACGUGGAGCUGGUGGAGAAGCUGAAGAACGAGCUUGGAUACAAUGCUUAGGUCAAGCAUGAAGUGCGAGGGGAAGACGGCAGCGUUGAUGGCAUAACGACGGCACGCGGACAUGAAGCUCAGCAUCUUUAUACUUUCUACAGCGUGGUAUGAGAAUGCCGCUCGACUCGACCAGUCUUGGCGGACGAUCCAAAUUUUUGACCAUCGUCUCUGGGAGCAAGCUGCCGAACAUGCGUGCGUGAUGAUUGAGCUCGCAGUCGACCAUCCAUGCCCUGUAAAGACGAGACCCUCAACAAUGGCCAAAGUUGGGAAAGUAUAGACGACGGCUUGGACGGGUCAAAUGCUAACACUGCACAAGCUGCAUUUAUGUGCUUCUUCGCCGAAUUCCUCCGCAGGCUGUUGAAUGGACGCAGCAGCACGUCUUUCUUAGAGUCUGUUUGCAGGCAGGACCUAUGCUCACAGGUACCUUCUACUUCGGCUGUCAGUGCUAAUUGCAGAGGUUGCACAGAAUACGAGGGGUCCGUUCUAGAUACCAAGGGACUUGCCCAACGGCGUUCCCGAAUAAUUG
This is a messenger RNA of Sphaerulina musiva SO2202, 875 nucleotides long. RefSeq lists its product as uncharacterized. The annotation marks the transcript as partial. The record is from RefSeq and is a predicted model, not a curated record. The transcript is spliced from 3 exons. NCBI's taxonomy places the organism in Eukaryota, Fungi, Ascomycota, Dothideomycetes, Mycosphaerellales, Mycosphaerellaceae.